This is a messenger RNA of Sander lucioperca (pikeperch), 4440 nucleotides long. It is a transcript of the gene tax1bp1a, whose product is annotated as Tax1 (human T-cell leukemia virus type I) binding protein 1a. The record is from RefSeq and is a predicted model, not a curated record. The coding region runs from base 188 to 3067 and encodes 959 amino acids. NCBI's taxonomy places the organism in Eukaryota, Metazoa, Chordata, Actinopteri, Perciformes, Percidae. The transcript has 17 exons.
AUUGGUACUCCUCAGCAUCCCGGAAGUUCAGCAUCAUUUGCUCUUUCAGGAAGAGACGCAUCAUCGUCAGAGCUUUGUCAACAACGGGGACAGUGGCUGAAACAUCGGCCUGCCCGGCAGAAAUACCCUCUUUUUUUGCAAGUGGAAUUCAUAUGAAAAGGACAAAUGAAGUGACCAACAGGAUACAAUGUCAUCGUUCCAGGUGGUGGACUCAUCGCCGGGCAGCAGUGUCAGCAUCAUGGAAACGUCCAACUUUGCCCAUGUGAUCUUCCAGAACGUGGGGAAGAGUUUCCUGCCCCAGGCGCCCCUGGAGUGUUGCUACACCCUGACCCCUUACAUCACUCCCCACCCCAAAGACUGGGUGGGCAUCUUCAAGGUGGGUUGGAGCACAGCCAGAGAUUACUACACCUUCCUUUGGUCUCCUAUGCCUGAAGACUACGAACCAGGAAGUACUGUGCACAGGGCUGUAGUGUUUCAAGGUUAUUAUGUUCCUAAAUCUGAUGGAGAGUUCUACCAGUUUUGUUAUGUCACACAUGUUGGUGACAUUAGAGGAGCCAGUACGCCCUUCCAGUUCAGGUCAGCCACACCCACAGACGAGCUUCUGACUGUUACAGAGGACGACAGCAACUCAGACAUACUGGUCGUCACCACCAAGACUGGCCUUCUGGAGCAUGUGGAGGAGGCGCAGCAGGAGCGCAGGGAGCUGCUGAAGGCAAUGCGUCUCCUCCAGGAGGAGAAACAGCAGCUGCAGGAGGAGCAGAAACGACUGGCCAGGGAGAGGGAGCAAGAGAGGGAAACGUGCUGCCUGCUGCGGACACAUAACCAGGAGCUGCUGCGCUCGUCGCAGGGCCUGUCAGAAGAGAGGGAGGAUGUGAGGAGGAGGCUGACAGAGGCCAUGGACCGUGUCCGCCAGCUGGAGGAGGACCUGCUGGGAGUCACCCAGAGAGGCCUGCAAAAGGAGACGGAGCUCGAUUGUCUGCGUGACCGUCUGAAGAAGCUGACAGCAGAGAGAGACAGCCUGGAGAGCCUGCUGAAGAAUGAGAAAGAUGAGCGAGACCUCUACAAGGCCCACUUGCGCAGCACCGAGCUGGAGAACACUAAGUUGAGCGCAGAGCUGCAGAUGCUGAAGGCGGUGGAGCUGAAUCGGGAGGUGACCAUUGCCCAGUUCCAGGAGGAGCUGGACAGGCUCAGGCUCUGCGUUGCCCAGCGGGACAGCCUGGAGAAAGAGCUGCUGGCACACAAGGCCGACAAGGCAGAUCUGGCCCGUGUGCGUGAGCAGCUCCGUCAGGCAGAGGAGCAGCUUCAGGCGUCCCGGCAACAGGCCUCCCUGCUGGCCUCGGAGCUCCGCGACUCAGCCAGCGCCCGUGACCACACGAUGACCGAGCUGUACCGCGCCCGCUUGGAAGCUGACAAGCUCCGUGCCAGUCUAGCCGAUGCUCAGGCCGAGUGCCAACGCAUGGAGAGCCAGCUAGACCGCAUGAGGAGCACUGCACAGAAGGAAGUGUGUGUCGGGACCAGUGGGGAGAUGACGCCCAGCAUGAUGGUGGUGUCAGAGGCAGAGGCCGGGCUGCAGAGAGAGGUGGAGGAGCUGAAGCUGCGUCUUCACAUGGCGGCUGAGCACUACAAGGAGAAGUACCGGGAGUGUCAGCGCCUCCGCAGACAGGUGGCCAAACUGAACAUAACUGAGUCACAGGGGGAGCCAAAGAGAAAUGCAUCCACAGAGACAACACAGGAGCCACUGACCCCUAGUCCAGAGUCACCGACAGCAGGGAAUAUAGCUACUGCAGUCCUACAAGAAGACGCUGAGAUGACAAUCACACCAGAACCUAAUAACAGGGAAUCCACACACACUGAUGCAUACAUUAGCACAGAGAGGGAAGAAAGACAGAGAGAGAAAAUGCCAAAGGAGAGGGCCGAGGUGGAGGCUGAGGGAGAAGAAAACCAAGGGGAGGACAGGGAGAGAGUAGACCAAGAGAAAGAAAAAGAGGAGAAGAAGGACAGCCUGCCAGAGGAGAGCCUAAGGAUGACGAGCUGGGUGGAGGUAGAGAACGAGAGGCAGAGUGCCGAAGUGAACAGCGAGGCGGAAAUGGUAGGGAAGGCCGAGGAAGUGAGGGAUGUUGUGGAACACCAGAUGCUGCUGGAGGUGGAGGGGAGGAGCAUGGGGGAGGCAGAGAAGGCACAGACUUGCUCGGUGGAGGAGGAGCUGGCAAUGAUGGAGGAGAAGUGGAGGCAGCAGUGUGCGAUCAACGAGACGCUCAAACAGCGGCUGGCCAACGAGGAGGAACGAUUCAGAGUGCACAUGGCAGAGCGAGCCAGCGAGGUGACAGAGCUGAAGCGAAACCUCGCUCAGGCCCUCAGAGACAAAGAGCAACUACAGGAGGAGCUGCAGCGCUUUGUGUCCAGGCAGAGGGAGCAGGAAGCUGGUGUUCAGGGUGCUGAGAUCAGGCAGCCGAUGGUGCUGCGCUACCCCCUGCCAUACCCACAGGACCCCUCUCCUCCACCACUGGUUCCACACAGGCCUGCUGAGUUGCAGUACGGCAACCCGUACUCCACUGACACCACAAGAGACUUGGUGGAUGUUGCGCUUUCUCCUGAGCACAUGUCCCGUCCUCCGCCUGAGGCCCCACCCUGCGCCCCUCCCUGUGCACCCCCAAUCACACCCCCGAGCCCGGGCCCCGGGGCACCAGGCUGGGACCGAGAGGUGGUCUGCAUCCAGCCCUCCCGCAGCACGAGCCCCCCUGAGAGCCUGGAGCCUCCACCGGAGGAGCCAAGAAAUGCUGCUGAUGGCGCUCAGCCGUCCUGUGAUCAUCAGUCCAGUAGACGUAGAGAAGCCAGGGGCAGCUUCUGCUUUGACUCCAGUAGUGUUCACAAGCGCUGCCCGCUGUGCGAGGUGAUCUUCCCGCCCCACUUUGAGCAGCGCAGCUUCGAGCAGCACGUGGAAAGCCACUGGAAGGUCUGCCCCAUGUGCUCCGAGCAGUUCCCCCUCAACUGUCAGCAGCAGCUCUUCGAGAGACACGUCCUCACGCACUUUGACGGCCACGUGCUCAACUUCGAGCAGAUUGAAUGAAGGGUGUAAAGGGCAAGCCUAGAAUUCUGACAUACCGUAUGAGUAAAUGUGUGUCGUCAGCUUUUGGGUUAAGUUGUCUUGUUAAUAAACAAUCAUUAGCACUUUUUCCAAAUCUUAACAAAGGUUAGAAAGAAUGUAGUCCAGGAAGCAGAGUUUGUCCCGUGGCGGCUACUCCACCACGGUGUUUUAUUAAGUAGGGUAGCUUUCACCUUGAAUACACCAUGAGCGAAAGGAGUCAUUAACACUCGGGAAACGUGCCACGGUCCUUUACUUUUCUAUCAUUUCUAUGCUCAUCUUUCUGCUUCAAGGGACUAAAGCACCAUAGGUAGUGCAUGCAUUUGUUCUGUUUUUUCGAAACUAAUAAAAUUUCAGCCAUUCAAGCGAAAAGAGUGAAUUGUAGCAGGAGCUUGAACCAGGGCUUUGAAGCAAAAGCAUUUUAGUAUGUCAAUGUCCCUGUUCUUUAACUACAUUAAAUAUUAUAUACAAUGAAGAUUAUCACGUGAUAAAGCAGCCAAGGCAUCUUCAUCUUUUAAUUGUCUAUUGCUUGGAAAGGCAGAAGGGAUAAUUUUUUUUUAAGUGUAAAUGCAGAGUGAGAUCUGAAUAUGCGAUGUCUUAAAGAGUCAUCUGAGUGUGUAUAUUUAAUUGAAGAGUGAUGUGGUGGAGAUUUUUUUUUUUUUAUUAGUUGAAUGGGAAGUGAUCUUUGAUUUCUCCCAAAACUACAGUAACACUGUACGUACAAGACGCCAGAUGGUUUAAACAAAAACAGCACUACGUUUUCAUGUAUCUGCACUAAAUAAGGCUUUAUUCUGAAUGUACUGUACAUAUGAAAAUAAGUAUAAGUUGUGGAGAGACCUGUGAAUUACUGUCGUGACCCUGCCUCCCUUCAUUGUUACUUCCUUAAUGUUUUAGUGAUGAAAGAAUGAUGAUGGAAGUUUUACUUUCUGGUCAGUUGGUAAGAAACUGGGCUGGUCUCUUUAUUUUACUGGAGAUACUGUCACAUUUUAGGCAAAUAGACACUGGACAGCUAAGUUACAGACACUUUUGUUUGUUAUGUAAUUCCACGUUUUAAAGUUAGAACUGUAAAGAAAAAGUCAUUGCUUUGUGUGCAAGUCCAAAUCACGAGUGAGUGUCAUUUCUAUGUGUGUCUCCGCAGGGCUCCACAUCACCGCUUGUCUCUUUUCUGUCAUUACAAAGUGAUCCCUGACAGUGUUGUAUUCAGGCUUUAAAAAUUGCACAUGCCCAGUAAUCACAAAGGCAAAUGUGUGUGUAUGUCAUGUGUCCGAUGCAGCCCUUUUCAUGUGAGAAUGUCAGGACGGUGGUUUAAUUGUGUACUGCAAAGAUCUUUAUGAAUAAAGUAAGCUUGUCUUGAUGCA